AUGUUUGUGAACUACUAUUAUUAUUUAUUCACAACAAUUUCGAUUCCUGUCAAUGUUUUAUUAAUUUAUCUCAUCAUUUUCAAAUCGCCAAGUUCUUUUCAAUCUUAUCGGUGUGUUAAUUUUGAAAAAAUAUUUUGUUUGCAAAACUCCAAAUUUUAAAAAUAUUAUUAUAAGUAUUACGUAGAGUUUUCUCACAUUUUUUCAACGAAAAAAAAGUGAAUACAAAGUAUAUAUUUUUACAGAAUUCUUCUUCUGAACACUUCUAUCAAUGAAACAAUUUUGAUAAUUUUAUCAUUCUCACUUCAAAUGAGGUUUUCAACACACUUAAAACUUUUCGAAUGUAUUUUUUUUAGAGUUCUUGUAAGUUCUGGCGAAUCAAUUGCUCUUUUAGCCUACGGUCCUUUACGUGGUCUUCCAAUCAAUUUCAUUUUCAUUAUUUAUAAUUUAUACAAUGUUUUUCUAACAACAACAAAUCUCUCACUUAAUAUUUCAAUGUUUUAUCGAUUUUGUCUAAUUUGUUAUGGAAAAGUUAACAACAUAACAAUGACUAAUUUAUUAAUUUCCUCUUAUAUUUUACCACUUUUGAUGUUUAUAGCAAUAACAAUUUCAAAAAGAGAUUUCGAAAUUGUUAUGAAAAAUACUGAAAAAUCAUAUCCAUCUUAUAAUCUUCCAAUUGUUUAUGGCGAAUAUUGCGGAUUUUAUUCAACAAAAAAUUUGAUUUAUCUUGUGAACACAACUAUUUUAAUGGGAAUUCCAUAUUUGAUGCCAAUAUUUAUAUUAUAUUGUAGAAGAAAGAUUUUAAAACAAAUUAAUGAGGUUCAAACUCAUUUGAGUUAUAAAACCAAAAAAGCAUCAUUAGAUCUUGUUCAAGCUUUAACUUUACAAGCAAUGUUUCCAAUGAUUUGUAUUAUUCCAAAUGUUUUAUAUUUUGCAUUUGCACAGGUUUUGAGAAAUUUGAAUUUUAUCAGAAAUUCUUGAUUUUUUGCAGACAAGUCAUAUGGAAUUUGAAUUCGCUGAAUUUAGUGGUUUUCCUAUGUGUUGUUUACCUUGUUUAAUUGAUCCAAUUCUGAUGAUCAAAUAUGUCACACCUUUUAAUAAUUUUGUAUUUCGAAAAAGGAAAAAUGUUAUCAAAGUUCCGACUGCUUCGAUGGUACAUUCUAUUCAUCGAACUGCGUGA
Molecule: messenger RNA, 1177 nt
Organism: Caenorhabditis angaria
Lineage: Eukaryota; Metazoa; Nematoda; Chromadorea; Rhabditida; Rhabditidae
Source: the annotation of a GenBank genome assembly